Molecule: messenger RNA, 13791 nt
Organism: Porites lobata
Lineage: Eukaryota; Metazoa; Cnidaria; Anthozoa; Scleractinia; Poritidae
Source: the annotation of a GenBank genome assembly
UACGCCUGUAAGAUAACUGCUUGCAGUCUUGUAUUUCUCAGUGUGAAGUUUCGUCCAAAUGUGGUUCGAUUCUUCUUUGCAAUGGCAGAGAAAGACUUUUUACCCUUAACACAGAACAUUGUGCGUGGAUUGAACGAUAAAUUGUACGAAAAAAGGAAAACAGCUGCCUUGGAAAUUGAACGGUAAGCCAACGUUUUGGCGUUUUGACUAGCCGCCAUGUUUUCGUUUGAUCCGAAUCUUACACGAGUUUAUUUUUUAUUUCAGUUCUGUUGAUUGUAUUAAAGUCAUUUUGCCUUUGAUUUGCUAUAAUUCUUACGUUGUGUUCGCUGACAUAUUCGUGUCGAGGUAAUUGUCGCUUCUUUGAAUCUUCGUUUCACUAUCAGUAUGGUCAAAGAGUUCGUCGCGAAUAAUGAUGUUCGGCAAAUAACACGAUUGACUGCUGUCCUUGCUGAUGAGUUUGCAGUUUCCCACAACAAUCACUCCAGAAAAGGAGGGCUUAUUGGGUUGGCAGCUACUGCCAUUGCUUUAGGAAAGGUACCCUUACAAAUACAAUCAGUCAACUUCUACUGUGUACUUCCUCAAUUAGCUUUAUUACAAGAAGAUCAAGAAGUCACAUAAGUUAAUAUUAUUGUUAUUAGUGAACUCACGCAACAGAAUGGGAGAGGAACGAAGAUGGCAAACUUUGUGUCCCAAGCGUGACAAUAAUUUUGUUUGAAAUAAUUAUUUUUCGCCAAAUUUCACUUUCCAUUAAACGGAUCUUUUUGUAAAGACCAGAAAACAUUAAUGUUAAGUAAAGAUCACGACAAAACUCGUCAUAGCAAUGUCACGUUUGUCACACACAAGCGUUUUGCCAUCCUCUUCUUCCUGCCGUCCUGUCACUAUUAUUGUGCCAAUUGUGUUUGAAUUAUUUUAGAGUGCGGCAAUGAUAGGGUGUUUUUUAUUCAGCACAUUCCAAAGCAACACCGUAAAAUACCGUAACAUUCUGAAAAUAAGCCCCUCCAUGUAAAAGCCCCUCCAAAUAUAAGCCCCCCAAACUCGUAACGCAAAAAAACCCUCAGUUAAAUCGCCCCCCUAAGCAAAAACUGUACAGUAACACAUACAUUUUGCGUUUGCCAAAGAGCUAUUAAAUGUGCCAAAUGAUUGUAGUAAAAAAGUUUCACAGUAUACUGCUGUUUGCGUCCUUUACUGUUAACCUUGGCUUGGAUUUCCUUGUUCCAUAUAGACAAUGUACUUGCAUGGCUGAGUUUUAGUAAGAUCUAUGUCCUCAAGGCGAGUUUCAUUAAAAACUUUCUGCAAAUUUCUGAGUAGCAUAAAUUUCCUUCCAAUUGUAAGCUAGCCCAAUCAAUUUUGAGAUGUAAAUUUUCCUCCCAGUAUUAUAUAAGCCUAGCCGAUUUUGAGAUUCAAAUUUCCCUCUGUACACAUAAGCCCCUCAAAAAGGGUCUUUGAAAAAUAUAAGCCCUGGGGCUUAUUUUUCAGAAUUUUACGGUAGUUUUCACAUAAAGACAGAAUGGACCUUAUUCAUAGGAGUGAGAGUAUAUAGUAAGACUGCUUUAGGAGGUGGAGAAGAGGAAUUAUUAGAUAAAUACACAACAGAAGAAACAAAAAUCUAACUGAAUAGACUAAGGCGAUGAUAGAAAUUUUAUGGCUGCUUGAUACCAAUUAGCCUCCCAUGCAGGUGUUUUUAGGGGAGCUCGUUUUUCAUCCCUCCCACAAACGCCUGCUCAAUGGAAGACAACAUUCCUUUCCCACGCUUAGCCAAUCACUUUGUGCUUUCCAAAUUCUGGAAAGUUGACCUUGACCGCAAGGUAAUCUGAUAAUUACUCGAUCUGCAUGAAACACUGGAAAAAUUUUCUAACCUCCAAUAAAUGUUAGAUUCAGAGCGGCAAAAAUAAGAUUUAAUCAAAUUUUAGAAUACUCCAUGCACUUCAUAACCUCAACGAAGGAAAGAAAAGGAGGAAAACGGUAACUGUAGGGUCACGUUUUAGUCGCGUUUAGCCUGUCAACAGUUUAUUGCGCAACUGUUUAUUGGUCACUUACCAUGCAAAUAAAACAAUGUGAAAGGAAUGUUGUUUCCGGUUGAGCAGGCGUUUGUGGGGAGGGAUGAAAAACGACCUCCCCUAAAAACGCCUGCGUGGGAGGCUAGAUACCAAUGGCUAUGACAUUGGGACAGAAUAAUGAGUUUGUUUUGUGAGGAAUUUGCUUACCGCUCAUAUAAGUGCUGGCAUCCAUGACAACAAAGUGUCUGUAAGAGUUAGUAGAGUGGUCUCUCACACAAAACUACUGAAUGUGUAUCUCAUGUACAGGCCAGCAUGUCAGAUGUGUACCAGUUACAAACUGAUUUUACAACUUCUUUUUCUCUUCAGGAUGCUGGACUGUACCUGAAGAAUCUUAUUCCUCCAGUUUUGGCUUGUUUUUAUGAUCAAGACAGCCGAGUACGUUACUAUGCCUGUGAAGCUCUGUAUAACAUUGCCAAGGUAGCAAGAGGCUCUGUAUUGCCAUUCUUCAAUGAUGUAUUUGAUGGCCUCAGUAAAGUGAGUAAUACCAUACCAUGCAGUCAAUCAUUGAGUCAGUCAAUAAAUUAGUCAACCGUGUAAAAGGGCUACGCGUUCAAAUAAGGACUCAGGACUGGAGUGACUUAAGAAUCAUGUAUUUUAAACAGCUGCUCAGGCAAGAAACACGCCAACAGUCGAGUGUAAUCAUUACAUAAUGAAACUUGAUCUGUUACAAAAGCCUAUUGUUACAAACCGUUAAGUUACACGUUCAGCAAGUCAGACAGUUUGUCAGUAAGAUCUAUAGACAGUUAUCCAGUAAGACAGACAUAGAGUCAAUCAAUCAAUCAAUUAAUCAUCAAUCAGUCAAUCAGUUAAUCAAUCAAUCAAUCAAUCAAUCAAUCAAUCAAUCAAUAUUAAUCAAUCAAGCAAUAUCUGUCAGUCUCUCGGCCAACCAACAAUCCACAUAGGAAUAAUACACUAUACAGUACAAACAGCAAACCAUCAUUAUUAGUUUAGCAAAACAAAACAGAAGGGAAUAAACAAAAUAGGAGAAAAAAAUAAUGGUCACUUUUAUGACUUACAAGGUAUAAAAUCUACGUGUAUCCAAAAUGAGUCAGUUUUGUUCACUGUAUUUUCAUUCCCCUCCUUAAACUUUGUAAUGGUGUGAAAUAAUGUUAUCAUCUGUUUUAAACCUAAUCUGCAAGUUCUCAAAGUGAUUGUUGUUGUUGACUGUUCAGCUUGCAGCUGAUCCAGAUCCAAAUGUAAAAAAUGGAGCAGAGCUUCUUGACAGGUUGAUAAAAGUAAGUAACAUGACGGUAUCAUUGCUAAAUAACAGCAGAGUAUUGUCUCUGUUAUAUGUAUGUAUGUAAUGUAUAAAAUUACAGGUAUUAAAAAUCCCAGAAAUUCACUACUUUCACAUAGACCAUAGAGCACCUUAUUUACCCCCCCCCCCCAAAAAAAAAAAAAAAAAAAAAAAAUUGCAUGACCCUUGUUUCCAGUUUCUCCUGGGUAUUACAGUCAUCCCAAGAGAUAUCUAAGACAAUCUUUAUGCAACAGUUUUGGGGGGUAAACAAGGAACAUUAUGGUCUAUGUGAAAAUGGUAAAUUGAGAAAGCUGAUUUUUCAGUCAGUGACACAGGCGGCUGGGAAGAAAAAAUCCAAGUACUGCCAGUAGGAGUGGAACCUAUGAUCUUGUUGUUAUUUGUCCAGAUAGAACUCUACCACUAAAGUACAGGAGACUUGUGGGUGCUAAGGCCACUAAAUUGCUUCUGUAGUCAAUAAAAUCUAAUAUGUGAAUUAUGUGUAUACAGUGUACCAAGAAACAUGUCAACUUGUUAUCAUAAUUAUGAUUUCAUCACUUCAUUAAUUUUUAAUAUUUUGAAUUGUACCUUAGGAUAUUGUGACAGAAAGCUCCUCAUUUGAUUUGGUGUCCUUUAUUCCAUUGUUGAGAGACAGAAUUUAUACAGCAAAUCCAUUUGCAAAGCAGUUUUUAGUGUCUUGGGUGAGUGUUGUAGGGAAUAAGAGCAUCUGCAUUUUGUUCUCUUAUCUCUGAACUGAACUGUAGAUACCUUUGUAGCUCUAAAAUAUUGUUUUAGUUUCAAUUUUAUCCACCACUUUCAAUAACAAAAAAAAUCCAUACUGAAGUUGCUGUUCUUCAGACAGACAUCAACACUGUGUGUAUAUGUUACAGGUCAAAUUUGUUCUCAGUUUAAAAAUUUUAAACCGAGCUUGAUUCUUGAUUUCUUUUGUCUACCAGGGCUAGAGGGCUUAUGAAAGGAACUUGAGCAUCAACCUAGGUUAAAUUAAAAUUAACGUGAGAUCAAAUUUGAACAGUAACAUAAUUAUAUAGUUUUGUGGUUCAAAUUUAAUCUUUGGUUUGAAAUUUUUUAAACCAGUUUAAAUUUUUUGAAACUGGUUUGAAAUUUUUAAACUGGUUGGUAAUUUUUUAACACAUAACUUGUUCUCAUUAAUUUGUUGUAUCCUUCAUGACAUGGGUUGAAGGGUAAUGUGGACUCUUGAUUCUCUGUUUAAGCUCAUGGUGAUAGAUGCGGUUCCAGACCUGGAUCUUAUUGCCCACCUCCCAGAGUUUCUUGAUGGGCUCUUCAACAUCUUUAAGGAUCGUAAUGCCGAAAUCAGAAAAAUGUAAGUCACAAUGGAGUGUCAACCCUUUAAGCUCCAAUGUACAUGUACAAAUUCUCCAAACUGAUCUCUAUACAUUUCCUUAAAGAAUGAGUUGAGAGAAUUUGAUAAAAGAUUAAAGCAUUUUCUCUCAGGUGAUCAUUUUAUUAAUUCUCAUAACCUAAUCUCUUGAAAUUGUAUGGAUAUUGUUAGGAGAAAAUUGAUGUUGGUCACUAUUGGGACUUAAAGGCUUAAGGGGUACAGAGUACCUGUUCAUCUACUGUAUGACUGAUAGAUGGAUGGAAACUUCAAGAAAUUCCAAAAUUAAAAAAAUAUUCCAGUAAGCUCAUUAUGUUUCUUUUUCAUGUGUCUAGAUUCUCAGCUUGAUCCUUCAAUGACUGGUUUUAAAAUUCUCAAACUAUAUUUAAUCGUCACAUAUGUAUACGAAUUAUCAAGAAUCAAGUGGAAAAUAAGUAACAAGCUCAUUUUUUCCCCUAUCUAAAGAAUCCUCAAACCAAGUUUUGCUUAGAAUAAUACUAAUGCCUUUCAUGCAACUGUGUAGGUGUGAAGCAGUCUUGGGUGAAUUCCUUAGAGGGAUCAAGAGAGAAUCUAAAACUGUCAACUUUGCUAAUAUGGUCAACAUUUUGGUUUUACAUUCACAAUCAGAAGGUAAUUGCCUCAGUUAAUACUUGUACGAAAUUUUAAGCCUUAUGAUAUAUGUGUAGUUAUAUAAUCAUCAUCAUCGUCAUCAUCAUAAUUAUCAACAUCUUUGUUAUCAUAAUGCCAUCAUUAUGACAUCAUCAUUAUCAUCAUUGUCCUCAUCAUUCAUACAAAUUUAAAAAACUCAAUACCUUUCUUGCUUGUAUCUUAUGUGCGUUUUGGCUUUAUGUAAUUUGGGCAAAUAAUAAUAUUAUUAUUUAUUGAAUGAAGAUGAUGUGAACUGUGGAAAUACAAGUUGUAAAUGCAAGAUAUGAUUGUUGCAGGACUUCAACUGGAUUUGAACCCAUGGCCUCAGCGUUAGCGCUGCAGUGCUCUAUCAACUGAAAUUUGUAUUUCCACAGUUCACAUCAUCUUCAUUCUGUAGGAAAAACUAUUCUCCAACGCCAACAAUUUGUUGAAAGUUUAGCAGAGCUUUCAGAAUUAAUCCGUCCAGUUGUUGGUGUUGAUGGAUAUAUUUUUCCUGUAAUACCGUAAAAUUCCGAAAAUAAGCCCCUGGGCAUAUAUUUUUCAAAGGCCCUUUUUGAGGGGCUUAUUUUUGUAGGGGCUUAUAUUCCGUGUGGCUUAUCUAUGGAGGAAAAUUUGCGUUUCAAAAUCGAUUGGGCUAGCCUUAUAGUUGGAAGGAAAUUUACCGUUUUAGCUUUGUUUUACUUUGUAUUUGAGGGCAAUUUUCCAAGUACAAGCUCCCAGGGGGGUUAUAUUUGGAGGGGCGAUUUAACAGAGGGUUUUUUGCGUUACUGGUUCGGAGGGCUUAUAUGUGGAGGGUAAGGGGCUUAUUUUUUGGAAUUUUAUGGUAUGUCCCAAUGGCAGAAUCUUCACUGUGUCAUCUUCAUUCUAUGUUUCAUUCCAAUCACGGGUUAAGAUGAACUCAACAAAUUGGCCUGCUCCCAAUGUAUGGAUCUUCAUAGCUCAGUUGGUAGAGCACUUGCAGCCCUAACACAGAGGCCAUGGGUUUGAAUCCCAAUGAAGUCCGAGAUUUUUUUUUUCCGGGUUAAUUUGCAGUUGCUUAAAUAGCAAUAACCACUACGACGAUCAUACCUAAGGCUUAAGUUGAAAUUAAUAUUAUUAUUUAUAAUAUUUUACUUUUGAUCUUACAGUUGUAUAUAACAUGGCUUCAAUGAAGUGAGUUUCUUUCCUAUUUUUCUCCUUUAGAUGAUGUCAUCCAGUUUACUGCUAUCACCUGGCUGAGAGAGUUUAUUAUACUCUCAGGGCGUACAAUGCUGCCCUUCAAUGCAGGCAUUUUAAAAGCAAUAUUACCGUGCAUGGCUUAUGAACAAGACAAACAAAAUAUCCUUUAAUAUUGCAUACAUGUAUUAUAAUCAACCACCUAUAUUUUAUGCUCAGAGACCCCAUGGGGCAGCUAAAUGGGAAUGAAAUAAAUUUAUUAGUUUAACCCUUUAAACCCUAGGAUCAAAAUUGAAAUUCUCAUUUGUUGCCCCUAUUCAUUUCCUAUAGAAGCAGUAGGGAGAAGUUGACAAAACAUUAAGCAAAUUCAUCUUGUGUGAUCAUGUCCUUAUUUCUCACGACCACUCUGUUUUACAAAGCAUUGAUAUUACAUGGAGAAAUUUGAUGCUGAUCACUCUUAGGGCUUAAAAGGUUAAACAGCAUUGUGAAAAAUUCUGUUAGAAUUCUGUUAAUCAACCUUGACUUAGUUUAAAUAUCAAAGAAGUAGCCAAAGCUGUCAAUCAAAGUCUAAUGCGACUGAUCACUGAGGAUGAUGACAAAGACUUUGACAGUGACAGUGUAGCCAUGGAUUGUGAUAACGCUGUUGUUGAGCCUCAAACCCAGCUUGACGUUGGUCCUGUGGUAGAUGUACUAACUCUUUAUAUGACUCACAAGUCAAUUCAGACCAGAAUAGCUGUGUUGCGAUGGGUGUUGCUUCUGCAUGUAAAGACACCUAAUAAGGUUAGUUAGACUUGGUACUGAUCCAACUCUUAAAUUUUCAAGGGAUUUUGAUUCAGUUCAGUGGUAGUUGUACACCUUAUUCUUAAUUGGCAUCAACUUUUGUUUUUCUUUUGUCUUUAUGAUAACUGGCCCUCCGAUGCCUUGCUUCAAGGUAAAAUUUCUUUUUUAAAAAUUCUCCAGCUGAAUCGAGGCAAAGAGAGAUGAUAAACAUAAACAUAAAAUUAAUGUGAAAGAAAAGUAGUGUUGUCACAAUUUUGGAAUAAGGUGUAUAAUCAUAGUUACUUUAAACUCUUUGAAUCAUGUGAUUGUUAUUAAAAUGUUUGGACAGGUAUGCAAAAGUGAUGACAAAUAAGCCAAAAGUGAUAUUUUCGUAUUUUUGAGGUUUUCAUCCUUUUUAUUCAUUACCUUAAGUUAUUACUUUCUUUAUCAGCAUUGACAAAAUACGUUAUGAUUAUAUUUGUAACAAAAAAAAAGAGGUAGGUUUUUUUUUAUAUUUACAGAUCUUUGGUCAAAUUGAUCAGCUUUUCCCUAAACUGUUGGAUACUUUAUCAGAUCCCUCAGAUGAGGUAUGUACAGUGCAACCAUGAAGUACAGAGACCCUCCCUCUUAAGUUACAGUUAAGUUAAAUUUGUUUAGAAUAGAACUUGAUAUAAGGAACCUCUAGCCAGGUGUAAUGCAUGUGAGCACAAUGCAGAAGAUUGAAACAAAUCUGCCCUGGUGUAAUAAAUCUGAAGGAUUUCAUCAAAAUGAGGAUGUGAACAUUGCAUUUAUUUUCUGACAACUAAUGUUGUUCUGGUUUAGGCAUAUUAGUACAUGUGUAUAUGUAUCACACCGACCCCUGUAUGUUCUAUAUUUAUGUGUUUCUCUCCUGUUUCCUCUCUUUUAUAUUUCAUACUUUAUAUGCUUCUCUUUUUUUCUCUUUUAUCCGAAAUAAAACUGUAAUUUAAGCUAAGGUGACGUAAUUAGUUUCUAUGUCUCGCCCUUCUCCAUUUUUUCUUGCAAUCUGACUCUUAAAUCUUGUGAAUGAUAUCUUCAAAUCUGUAAUAUAUGGGUGGGGAGGGGGGGUAUAUAUUAUAAAUGGCCUGUAAUAUAAAAUAAAUGGAAAAAAUAAAUAAAAUACAAAUAAUUUCACAAAAAUAUGUAUCACUUUAAACCCACUAUGACCUUUGCCAUGUUCACCCUUUAGCUCCACACUUAUACAGUGUGAAAAAAAAACAAACAAACAAACGAACUAUAAAGUUCUUUUCUUGCAGGUUGUUGUUCUUGAUUUGGAAGCACUUGCAGAAAUUUCUGCCUCCCCAGCUGGACCUCCAAGGAAUAGUUCAACACAAAGCAUGUCUGAAGCUGGUUCCCCGGUCAGCAGCUCAUCAGAUCAGGCAUCUGCCCCUCACAGGCAGCUCAAUACGUACUUUCACAAAUUCAUGCACAAUGUCAUGCAGUUGUUUAGGACAGAUAGAAAACUGCUGGAAGAAAGAGGCUCUUUUAUUUUGAGGUAAGUUAUACCUGCUUCAAUUGAGUGUACAAUUAAUAUUUCUACAACCCUCAAAAUGCAUUAAGUGCAUUAAAUCAGUUUAUUUUUCCACUAUUAUGUCAUUUUACCAUAUAAGGUCAAGAGAACAAGCAAAAUACGAGGCCGUAAUACACCGUAGUCUCCUGGUUUAACCGCUUUACAACAGGGCGAAUACCGGCGGAUGCAAAAGGAGCAACUGUGGCUGACAGAAUCAGGAUGUUUUGGAUACUCUCUUUAGAAAAUAGAAGCCAAAAUACCAUUUUUCUUUUGCAGUAAAAUAAGUAACCUCUCAUUCAAUGGUUUGGCAUAUAAUACCCGCGAACAUUAUGCUAAUUGUUAACGUCAUUCUCACAGACAGAAUCAGGAUGUCUCUGAAUACUCAUACCAUAAAAUAGAAGCCAAUUGCCAGAUAAUUUUUUUUUUGUAGUGGAAUAAUAAACCUCUUAUUCGAUGGUUUAGCAUAUAAUACGAGCGGACAUUUUGCUCAUUGCUCGUAUUUUUCUACAUGCUAAACCAUCGAAUAAGGUGUAUAUAUUUUAAAUCUGAAGCUAACAAUGCUGCUGUAUUUCAUCAGUUUAGGCUAAAGCAUGACCUCACUUUGAUAGACCACAAUAACUUUACAGUCGUUGUGGUCACACACACGCUUGGGAAAAGCAAAUUCCUACACUGUAGAAAAAAAGCGGUUACACGCAAAUUAGUUUCCCGCGGUGUUGGCCGCGUGCAGCGCGUCGUUUGCGCGGGAAAGUUCAUUUCCAAUCUUCUGAUUGUGGAAGACGGAAACCCGAGAUUAACGUCUCGAUGGCUCAGGUUUAUGCGUAAAGUUUUUGAUGUUUCAGGGCUUGAAAAAAACUUGAAUUCGAGCUUUUACCUUGGGCAAGAAGCUCUCAGACCUUGCUUGCUCGUGGCAGUUCUUGCUUGUGUUAGCCUAUUGCUUUUACGGCAAACGGCAAACGUGAAUUUGUUCCACGUGGCCAAGUUUUUCAUCUACUUGUCGUUUACUGUUCAUUAUAGCUACGCGAAAAUCGGUAGAUUCACGCCAAUUCUAUCCGUAAGAAUUGUUUCAAGCUAUUUUUAUCUGCACAUAACUCAUUUUAAAAAUUUCUCAACUUGAAUCUCACGUUUGCCGUUUGCCGUAAACGCGAUGCUUAAUUUCUCUAAUGAUUUAAUUACGGGAUGACUUGCCUAGACCGUCGCACAUUGGGAAAGUAAGCUUAUUAAGUUACUCCCCCAGCAAGAAAGUCUUCUUGCCGCGGACUAUCGGAUGGGACUCGAGCCCUGCGUUGUCACGUAUAUGUUCAACGUUAAAGAAAUAGUUUAUCCAAAAAAUUGUCGUAACCUCAACUAUUAACUUUAUCAAACGAAACCUACUAAAACUAUAAGUUGCUGUCUUUGGCAAAAGCAAAAGCUGAUAGCCUAAACGGAAGUGGAAUAAGUCUUGAAAAAAACGAGGCCAAAGCUUUCUUUCACAGUGUUUGCUCAAAUUGUAGCAGAAACUACAUUGUGAAAGGUUUGAACCCAGGACUUAUUUCAAAAGUAGGUUGAGUUUGAUCGUCUGGGUGAACGUGGUCCUGAAUAGGACUGUUGUUGUUGGCAGUGACUGACGUUUCGACAACCUGUGCGGUAGUCAUCUUCAGAGUCAAAGUCUUCACAUUGUAGUGAAAAUCUUCACAUUGCAUUUAGAGCACCUCCUGCAACUCCUGUUACUUUUUUUUAGCGCACGUUCUAUUGCGAGAAAACUGAACUUUGCUGUAUCAAUUUUUAUCUCUAUCGUUCUUUAGGCAGCUCUGUCUUCUGUUAAAUGCAGAGGACAUUUACAGAGCAUUAUCAGAGAUAAUUGUUCAAGAAGAGGACUUGCUGUUUGCAUCGCUCAUGGUGCGAUAUUUGAACAUGAUUUUGCUGACAUCUAGUGAACUGUUUGAUCUCCGCGACCAGCUCAGAGAAUUGGCUACACCUGUAAGUAACAGUCAAUACAGAAUGUGUUUCGAUUUUGAACUUAGGGAAUCCCUCAGUUCGGCGUCAAGUCUCUUGGCUGGCCUCAAGGGAAACAGCGAAUUUUGUUCAUCUUUGCUUCAGAGAACGUUGAGGGUCGAGAAGAACAAAGAUCAUUGUUUGCCUGUGGGGUUUGUUUUUCAGUGCUUUGUUAUUCCUUCCAAGUAAAAAAUGAAACAAAUCUUUUAAGUUGAUUUCUCGGCUGCGACUGCGAAUACUUGGACAUAGAUUUCUCGCGGUUUCGAAGUACAGGAACUGAUUUGGUGCGAGUAGCUCCCUAGGGACAUGGCAAGUGAGUUUUGUUCGGCCUAGGGACUUUAGAGUUUUGCACAUAGCACGUAACAUAUUCUUAUCCAGUCUAGAAAACGAGAUUGAAUUAUGAGUUGUACGAAAAUUUUACAGUGACGUUGGCCAAAUUAAUGACGACUUUGAACCCGUUGUUGUUGUACAGUGUCUUUUCAUCUUAAUUUAGUUUUUACCUCUGCUUUGCUUUCUCUUCUAGGAUAGCUGUUCGUUGUUUUGCUGUUUAUAUCAAUCGUGGUGUCAUAAUCCCGUUGCAACAGUCUCCUUGUGCCUGUUAACACAAAACUACAAACAUGCUUGCGAUCUUCUCGUGAUUUUGUAUCCUUUACAACCACUAUCCUUUCCGCAAUUUUGCCGGAUAUUAUACGAUUUAUCUUGGUUCUCAGAACAGGUUUUGAUUAUUGAAAGUCCUACUCUGACUCCAUGUAAUUGGCUGAAAAUCUUACGCCACUCUCUCUCAACAAAUUUGAAUUAAAACUUAACGUACUGACACAAGGUCACACGUGUUUCCCGCGCUUGGCGGCAUGUAUUUGCUUUGAGAUCUGACUGGUUCCUUUGACCGUGACUGUCUAGUGCAUGCAUUGUGUUUGGCUACUUUGUUACUUUGGUUUUGAUCUUAUGGCCGACGUUUUAAUCCCUUAAGUUUUAAAUGUAACUUAACUGCGUGAUCUACUUCUAACUCAUACCGUACAUUUUGUACUUUUUGUUGGUGUCGGUAAAUUCUAUAGUUCAGGGUGAGUAUGGCGCCGGUGUGGCCAUGCAAGCUGAUAUUUUUAUGAUUUAUGUUGUUAUCAUUGUAACAGUUAUAUCCCUUGACAUUCAUGCCAUCAGUGGACAACUGGAAGUGAAUGUUGAAUUUCUCAUCCAGAUAGACAAACUUGUUCAACUCAUAGAGUCUCCCAUAUUUACAUGUAAGUAUGCAUGGCUUUAUAUCUAACAGCGCGAUCACAUAAGAUUUCUCAGAAUUUUAAAUGUCAUUCCGAGCAAAAACUUAAAACUCCAUCUUUUAACCUCCACUCAGACUUGCGCCUUCAGCUGUUGGACACACAACACAAUCAUUUCCUUCUCAAGUCAUUGUACGGCUUAUUGAUGCUUCUUCCUCAAAGUGAUGCCUUUACUACGUUACGGAACAGACUGGACUGUGUACCAAAUGGCAGGAUACUCUCAUGUGAUAUCAGGUAAUGAUCUUGUGAGUGAAACUUAAGUUCUGUUACGAGGAAGUCACAAAGGGUCAGUGUAUAUUUAGGAGGUACUCAACAAUAAAGUUUUGUACUUAGAUUCGAGUGCUCGUCUUGGAGGUCCAAACUCUUACCUUCCUAUAUAUCACUUUCGACUAAAAAAGACUCUUGUCAUAAGUAAUCCAUCAGUAAUCUGGGCUGUCUCGGCUCUCUAGUUUGUUUUAAACAAAUUUCAAACUACGCGUCCUUUUUCGCUUUUGAAUCUAACGUUAAGGUACGGAAAAACGGGCAACAAAAAACGUACAACUUGUCUUGCAACAUUGCUGUAAAACGAGUUGAAUAGCGAUGUUGCGCGUUUUACCACCCACGUCAAACCUGUCUUGCAACAGAUCAGGUUAUCAACAGGUUUGAACGCGGGUGGUAAAACGGGCAAGACAUCGCUAUUUAACUCGUUUUUCAGCAAUGUUGCAAGACAAGUUGUAGGUUUUUUUCGCCCGUUUUUCCGUGCCUUUAGCGAAGAAGUUACUUUAUAAAUGACAAAAUCACCGCCUCGCGCGUGUCAAACAAAUAUGUGUUUCUCACGCAUCUUAUCAAACAACAAAAUUGAACUUAAAAGAUUUGCAAUCCGUUUUAAUCUUCAGUUUUGCUUAUUCCAGCCUUCGUUUGUAUUUGCUGAUAUCGUCUUUAGUUUAAUGUUUUGAGCGGUUAAAUUAUGUAUCAUGUUUUACUCCAUUUGGUGGUACUUUCCACUGCUUGAAUUUUGAGGAAUUUUGUGACGCAGCUCCUUAAGUAGUGAUAUCUGCGGGUGGAAACGAGUCGCUUUGUGCCGCUUCUAGACGAACGAUCCUUCUAUGUACUCAAGUGGCAGUUUCCCCCACCUUUUUCUACAGAUGUACCUCAACGGUUAAAAUCGGGAAAAAGUGUAGCCCUCUUGGGUGUAGCCUGUUCUAGGCUCCAAGACAGUGGUUGGUGUCUGCACACUCCGUGAAAAGAGAGAGAGAGAGCGAGAGCGAGAGGAAGAGGGAGAGAGAGAUCCUUCUUAAAAGCUUCCAUGAAGCGUAAAUCGAAUAUUUUCCUAAAUCGUUAACGUUUUGUUCCUUUUCUCUUGCAGUGACAAAAGGGGAUUACUUGACUUUCCAUGUCGCGAACAUGUGCAGAGAAUCAAUUUUCAGGAACUCUUGCAGCAGUUCAAGACUGUCCAACAAAAGCACUUUAUAAACAGACACUCUCGCUCUUCGUUUCUGGCGAAAAACCUGUUAAAUGCCUAGUUUACAGACAAAAAGAUAAAAAUAUAUUCAGAAUCAUAUGUAAUUAAAUGAUAUUUUUAAAUUGUAAAUUAGUUAUUUGUAAACAUUUUUUGGUCAGAGCUACACGAUAAAUUUAGUCAUAGAAGCUUCGUAGAUCGUAUUCAGUCAGUUCAUUGUCCCUCUGUUUUAGUCUUGCAACAAUUUUAGUCUUUUAGUAUUACAUUCAGCUUGCCUAUAAGCUGUUAUCAUGGCAAGAUAGUGUUUAUAAAUCAAAGUUUAUAACAGUUAUUUUGAAAGUCACAAAAAUCUUGCAAAUAAAGUUGAAUAUCUCCG